AUGUCGACGGAAGCAGGAAUAACCUCAUCCAUCGUCGCCACCACCCUUGAUGGUGGUUCCACGACGAGCUCAGUAGCAACAUCUGUCACGCUCAAGCCUUCGUCUGUUUCUAAACUCAGCCCUAUCGCUAGAGCGGCUAGAGGAAAAGAGAUAACAGGACUCAAGAUUUUUCAAAGAUCGCCGGACGACACGACGGCAGCCAGAGCAAUGGAACUUAUUUCAGAGAUGAACGCAGACAUCCCCACUGGAGGCACGGACAUAGCAUAUGGGGAGAGAGAUUCUCAUCGAAUCCGUUUCUGGAAAGCCAAAUCAAGUAGGGCUCCAUUAGUCCUCUUUGUCCAUGGCGGUAGUUGGCAAGUGGGGACAUAUCUGGACUCAGUUGGCUCAGCCAAAGUUGGCCAUUUGACCUCCAGAGGUUAUGCAUUUGCUACCGUCAACUAUACACUCAUACCGUCGGUGAAAGUCGAGGAGCAAGUGCAGGAGGUGGCUAACUCGUUGAGCUACCUGGUCAAGAAUGCGAGCAAACUUGACUUAGAUUCCGAAAGAGUCAUUUUGAUGGGCCAUAGUUCUGGCGCACACGUUGCUACCUUACUGGGCACGGAUACGAGCUAUUUAGCGAGGGCAGGGAUGAGUAUCGAUAUCGUGCGAGCUGUCAUAUCCUUGGAUGGCUCGAACUAUAAUGCAAUGGCGGAGAUUACGGAUAGUCCGGGCCCGGUAGCGGAAAACCUGAUUUAUGGACUCGGUACUGACCCGAAGCGGCUACGUGCCAUGUCACCUACAUACAACGCGCGUGCGCCUAAUGCUCGCGCAUUCUUACUCCUCCAUGUGCUGAGGCAGGGUGACAUUCGCCAAGUUGUCGAGUUUGCGGCGGCACUGAACGCUGCAGGUACCGACGCUGAUAUACACGUAUUCGAGGGCCAAAGUUUCGAGGGCCACAUGCAAAUGCUUCUGCGGCUUGGCGACUCAAAAUAUCCGGCGACAUUAGUGAUGGAUGACUGGCUCAAUAAACACGUUCCAGUAGCCUAG
Messenger RNA from Truncatella angustata, 1026 nucleotides. RefSeq names its product Alpha/Beta hydrolase protein. The coding region runs from base 1 to 1026 and encodes 341 amino acids. NCBI's taxonomy places the organism in Eukaryota, Fungi, Ascomycota, Sordariomycetes, Amphisphaeriales, Sporocadaceae. The transcript is spliced from 2 exons. The record is from RefSeq and is a predicted model, not a curated record.